Arabidopsis arenosa is the source of this 1901-nucleotide messenger RNA. NCBI's taxonomy places the organism in Eukaryota, Viridiplantae, Streptophyta, Magnoliopsida, Brassicales, Brassicaceae. The record is from the annotation of a GenBank genome assembly.
GACGACGAGAUUUAGCUUCAAACUCUAAUUUAUCCUUUAAAAAAUUUUCACAGAGAUUCUCAACCUCUAUUGUUGAGAAAUGAAGAUACCAGAGGAAGAAGUUGCACUUUUAGAAGAUUACGUUAGCGAUUCCGUCGACCACCGUGGAUUGCCCGCCGGGAAAUCUUCCACCGGUGGAUGGAGAUCCGCCUGGUUCAUUAUAGGUGUGGAAGUUGCAGAGAGGUUUGCUUACUUUGGGAUUGCCUGCAAUUUGAUUACUUACCUAACCGGACCGCUAGGACAAUCAACGGCCACCGCGGCAGUGAACGUGAACACGUGGUCAGGGACUGCCUCUAUGCUGCCUAUUUUAGGAGCUUUCGUAGCUGACGCUUAUCUUGGUCGUUACCGUACAAUUAUCGUAGCUUCCCUCAUCUACAUAUUGGGGCUAGGAUUAUUGACAUUAUCAGCUUCUUUAAUCAUAAUGGGAUUAUCUGAGCAACGUAACAACGCUUCUGCUAAACCAUCUAUUUGGGUGAAUACACUUUUCUUUUGUUCUCUGUAUUUGGUGGCGAUUGGACAAGGCGGACAUAAGCCGUGUGUUCAAGCGUUUGGUGCGGACCAGUUUGAUGCUGAUGAUCCAAAGGAAGUAAUAGCGAGAGGGUCGUUUUUCAAUUGGUGGUUCUUGAGUUUAUCUGCGGGAAUAAGCUUAUCGAUUAUUGUGGUCGCGUAUGUUCAAGAAAAUGUUAAUUGGGCGUUUGGGUUUGGGAUUCCUUGUUUGUUUAUGGUUAUGGCUCUUGCUAUCUUCUUGCUCGGGAGGAAGAUUUAUAGAUACCCUAAGGGACAUCGUGAGGAGGUUAAUAGUAGUAAUACUUUUGCGAGAAUCGGUAGAGUUUUUGUUGUUGCAUUCAAGAAUCGGAAACUGAGGUUAGAACAUUCGGGUUUGGGUUUGGAUCAAGGUCUAUUGGAGGAUGGUCAGUCCGAGAAACAUAAAGGUCGGCUGAAUUUCCUAGCAAAAGCGAUGAUCUCAAGAGAAGAAGGUGUAGAGCCAUGUAGUGGUAGGGACGUGGAAGACGCGAAGGCUUUGGUAAGGCUUAUUCCAAUAUGGAUCACAUCGGUUGUGAGCACGAUUCCGUACGCUCAAUAUAUUACUUUCUUCACGAAGCAAGGUGUCACGGUGAACAGAAGAAUCUUACCGGGCGUAGAAAUCCCAGCGGCUUCUUUAUUGUCAUUCAUCGGUGUAUCGAUUCUCAUCUCAGUGCCGAUCUAUGAGCGUGUAUUUCUCCCGAUAGCCAGAAUGAUUACCAAAAAGCCUUUUGGGAUCACAAUGCUCCAGAGAAUAGGAGCUGGAAUGGUGCUUUCAGUCUUCAAUAUGAUGCUCGCGGCAUUGGUAGAAACGAAACGGCUAAAUAUCGCUAGGGAACACGGGCUCAUUGACAAACCGGACGCGACCGUUCCAAUGUCCAUAUGGUGGUUCGUCCCUCAGUAUUUGCUACUCGGGAUGAUCGAUGUGUUCUCUCUGGUGGGAACACAAGAAUUCUUCUACGACCAAGUCCCAACGGAGCUAAGGAGCAUUGGUCUCUCACUUUCUUUGAGUGCGAUGGGUCUUUCGAGCUUCUUGAGUGGUUUUCUCAUCACUGUGAUUGAUCGGGCCACUGGAAAGGACGGCUGGUUCAACACUAACCUGAACCGAGCCCAUGUCGAUUACUUUUAUUGGUUGCUCGCCGCUUUCACAGCCAUUGCUUUCUUUGCGUUCUUGUUUAUCUCCAAGAUGUAUGUGUAUCGUCGGCUAGACCAAGUCUAAAUUCAGAAGACAAGUUUCGUUGACUUUCAUAUCAAUUUGUGGUUCUAACUUGUAAGUUAACGUGUAUCUAGUUUGAUUUGUUUUUAUUAUACUUUAGUUUUAAUAAAAAUUAUACUUUAGU